GUUUAGACGCAAAACAAUUAGACCGAGUGGUCGGUAGACGUCUAACAAUUAGACGCUAACACUUUAGACGUAAACCUUUUAGACUUGAAAAGGUUAGACCGUUAAUUUUUAGACGUUAACUAUUUAGACCCAAACGGUACCCCCCGUUUUUGUUUAGUCUUAAAAGUUAGCACUUUGCGUUUUUCAAGUCAAGAGAAAUCUGUACCUGUGGUUUUAUUUCUCCUUAGUAUUAUUGCUAUUGCCGCUUGGAUGAAUUUAGACUCUAUCAAAAUCACCAAUUCUGUCACCUGACUGCAUUAUUUACUUUUGCCCUUAGUGUGUAAAAAUGAGUGGGUUUAUCAACACCAAUCUCAUGUUUCUUCAGAGUCAUCGCACUGGAACUGUUCGCAAUUUCUUAUGAUGUAAUGUAUCUUUCCUCACAGUGAAAUUUCUCUUACGUUUUCGAGGAGUUAAGUAUGGCCUCUAUUAAGGUACCUGAGCAAAAAGUAAUACUCUGCGGGGAGUAUGGAGUUGGUAAAAGUUCUCUGUUCCGUCGUUAUGCUUAUGAUACAUUUGUCAGUGGCUCUAGUCGUCAACUUACACUGGGUUUGGAUCACUACAACAAAGAGUACCGGAUUAAUGAUAAAUCAAUUGGGCUACAAUUAUGGGAUACAGGAGGAAUGGAGCGAGUUGCCUCGAUCACUUCAAGUUACUACAAGUUUGCAGAAGCGGCUAUUUUAGUCUUUUCUCUAGACAAUGCUGCCUCAUUUCAUGUAUUGUCUCAACAUUUGUUAGAGAUUGUAACAUAUGCUGAGAAUGCUAAGAUAUUUCUUUGUGGGAAUAAAAUGGAUUUAGAGGGUUCUACACCUCAGGUCACAGAGGCUGACAUGGAAAGUUUUUGUGAACAGUGUCACAAUCUCAUCAGUGCAACUUAUAAAACAUCAUGUAAAACCGGCGAAGGGGUUGAGGAGAUGUUUAGAGACAUUGCAUAUCAUCUAGUUCAGUCUAAUCGAUCUCGAAUUGAGCUUCAGAGCGUUGACGUAAAUGCAUUCAAAAUUGCACCUGCUGAGGAAGUCACAGAACCAUCCUGUCUGUGCUAGGUAACAUGAUAGUCAGUAAAGCUGGAAUUGAGCCUUAUGAUAAAACACCAUUUUCAUUAUGAAAAAAUCCUGCUUCAAGAAAUCAAGAUCUACCCUGCCUACCUGCUCAAAGUUUUAUUCAUUUGGUGUUUAGUCGUGUUCAUAAAACAGCAGUUCCAUUUUUUCUUCUUCUUCUUCUUUUUUUUUUCUCAAUCAUGAAGUAUUAAAUCUUGCUUUGAGAAGACUUCACAACCAUUUUUGGUGAAUUUUAUAUUCGAAAAAAAAAGGGGAUAUGUGAAAAAAAUUAAGUAACAAUCCUAUAUCUGGUUGUUGAACUGAUUCAGAGUUAAAUCAAAAGAUGUUUUCAACAAGACUCUUGAUGCAUUAUAAAGAUUCUAUAAUCUCUGUUGAUUUUCCCUCUGCAAGAGGACUUUUUUGUUAUUUUUUAAUUGGUACGCACCAUUUGUGAAUUAUUUUCACUAAAAUCAUGAAAAAGACAGUUUUUGGUGUAAAUUAUAAACUUGUUGAAUUUGAUUGUAAAACUCAAAGGUCUAGAGGUUGGUUUUGGUUUUAGUCGUAAUUUGAGGAAUUGGCAUACACUUUUUUCUUUCGUGUUAUUUCCUUUCAUGUGAAGAGAGGCAAAAUUGUCUUCCAGCCGUCUCCACUCUAGCCUCGGUUCUCCUCUAUUAUUUGUAUUUUUUGUUUAGUAAACUGUCCAAAAUUACAGCACAUGUAAAAUUCACCCAGAGAAGAACCUUUGAAUUUCCCUCAUUCUGAAGUAUUUUUCCUCCAACCUCCUUGUGCAGUUGUUGGACCCCAAAAAAGUUGAGAAAAAUUUUUGUUUAAUUUUGGCAGUAAUAAGAGUUAGUGGAUUCCUGUCGAGUGAAGGUUAGAUAAUUUCCACCUCUUUGCCUCUGGCGAUCAGAUCAUUUUUUCUUUGAAGGGCCCAAUCCCAAUGGGUCUUCUAGCACUUCAACCUUGAUUCAGAUCAAAAAUUUCCCUCCUUUUUUGUCCUCACAUAAUACUUACUACAGGUGUUCCCUGAUUAUUAACUUAUAUUUAUAGAGUUUAAUUCUUUCUAGAUUUUGAUUGUUUUGUUUUGGUCGUCAAGAAUGCUUGGAUUUAGCCAGUGCCAAAAGUUAAUACUCAAGGAAUUAUGAAUUAGUCUCACUUAGUGUAGUGAUGAAGAUAUGCAGUAUUUUUCCCCAUUUUUAAUAGCGACUAAAAAAUCCCCUUUUAAGGUUUUUUCUUGUUAAGUAUAAUUGUAUGGAAGCCAAUUCAUAUUAUGAAAGUGGGAAAGUAAAGGAAAGGUAUCCGUAAUCUUACAUUGUCUUGCGUUGCGCGUCUGAGGCAUCUGCGUUCAUUUUUGCUCUCUUUGUAGGUGUAUGAAAGUGUGCAAAAAUCUGAGAGUUUUGAUCUCAUAACUUUAUAAUUUCUUAAGAUCGUCUCAAGUGAAGGAGAUAAGCAGAAUCUCUUCAUGCUUGUGUCUUUACCUUCGUGUUACUACAAUUGCUGGCGCUAAAGGACUCGCUAGUAAAAUCUCUACUUUUUUUAAACGUUUCCUAUUGAAGAUCGUAAUGCCUAGAAUUUAACUUCGACUGUUCCAUUUGUGUGCAAUUUUAAUGUUUUCUAAAAUAGCAUGUAACAAUUACAUACCCUCUGCCCUGACUCCCGUACAAUUCUAAAAGGUGAGGGGGUCCCCCUGAACCUGUAAUUCGUUACAAGAAAGAGUAAUUUUUGUUGAUUUCUCAAAAUUUCAAGUUCCAUCCGAUCUUGAAAUUGAUCAUCCAACGUUAGUUGCACUUUAAAGACUAGAUUAAAUGCAUUGUCUACCUUCAACAAAUUUCGCAUUUAAUUUAUAUUCAGGAUCCAUUUAAAUUUUAAGCUUCAUGUAGGGAAUGCCUAGCUCUUUAAGGAGGGAUAUCAGAUACUUUUUUCAUCAAAAUUCUUCUCUGAAAUAUGUUAUUUAGCAAGUAUUUCAUUCGUUAGCCUUCACUGGUCAUAGGCAAGAGGAUCUGCUGUGAAUACUUAAAUAUACACCAGAGUGGCAAUAUCUAAAGGAACAUGAAAGUUUAGGUUUUUAUCUUGAUUUUUUGUGUGGUUUUUUAAUGAAUAAAAACUUUUUCGGUGUGUCUCUGAUUGUUGAUUACGCAGGUAUAUGUAAACUAGACAAUUCCAGUAUUUUUUAAUUCUUGCCAGUUAUGGAUCUUCAAGCGUCAGCAUGAUUUUUUCUUCAGUUGUGCACAAAUUUCUGUUUCAUUCAUUGUUGCUGGUAUAGAAUAUUAGUAGGUAUUGGUUUUUUUUUGGUGGCAAUUAAUUCAGGAACAGACAGAUAAGGGAUCUUAAGUUAGUCGGAUGAGCAUAAUUGAACAAAAAGUUGAGCUUUUAAAAGUAUGUAGAUAAAUGCGGAUUUCAUCCUAAAAAAGAAAAGAAAAUGAGUUUAAAUGGUCUUCUGUAUCACACAUACAAGUAUCAGA
This is a messenger RNA of Bemisia tabaci, 3535 nucleotides long. RefSeq names its product RAS oncogene family member RabX6 (gene RabX6). Lineage: Eukaryota; Metazoa; Arthropoda; Insecta; Hemiptera; Aleyrodidae. Gene Ontology annotation, molecular function: GTPase activity; GTP binding. The record is from RefSeq and is a predicted model, not a curated record.